AAUUUCCUCCCGUCUAAUCAAAAUCACACACACAUAUCUUUAUAUAUAUAUAUAUAUAUAUAUAUAUAUUAUUGAAUGGAUAUAUGUCAGACAUUCAUAUUGACUGAAAGAUGAAAAAUUAGGGCCGGACAGUCAUGGCUCCCCGGAAAGUGUACGGAAGUCUAAACUCACCGGCCACCUUGAAGGUCAUGGCAUGCCUUUUCGAGCACAAUCUAGACUUUGAGUUUGUUCAGAUCAACCUUGAAGCUGGAGAGCACAAAAAGCAGCCCUUUCUGUCCAUGAAUCCAUUUGGUCAGGUUCCAGUAUACGAAGACCGCGGCAUCAAACAGUUUGAAUCUAGAGCAAUAAUAAGAAGCACGGCCCAUGAGUUUGGCAAGCAAGGAGAAGAGCUAAUCUACUGGGAUGCCAGGAAGCAAGCAGUGGUGGCUAACUGGGUGGACGUGGAGGACCACCAAUUCGAGCCACCGGCACUUAAGCUGAUAUUUGAGCUGGUAAUCAAGCCCAGGAAAGGGUUGGAGCCCGAUGAAGGCGUUGUGGCGGAAGCAGAAGCCAAGUUGGAUCGAGUCCUUGACGUGUACGAGGCUCAGCUCGCGAAGUUCAAGUACUUGGUUUCAGACAAGUACACCAUCGUAGAUCUACUUCACCUUCCAAACUUGCAGAGCCUGAUGGGAACACAGGCUAAGAAGCUAAUCGAGUCGCGCCCUCGUGUGAGCGCAUGGUGUGCUGAGAUUCUUGCUCGGCCUGCAUGGACCAAGGUGCUUGAAAUGCAGAAGAUGGCUCAAGCUUAGGCUUUUGUGUGACAAUAAUGUAAACAAUUUAUGGACAUUCAAAGUAAUUCUAAUGCAGUCGUUUUUCAUUAAAAAAUAUAAUUUUAAAUUACUACUA
Messenger RNA from Cornus florida, 885 nucleotides. RefSeq names its product glutathione S-transferase PARB-like. Gene Ontology annotation, cellular component: cytoplasm. The transcript has 4 exons. Gene Ontology annotation, molecular function: glutathione binding; glutathione transferase activity. Bases 135 to 788 code for a protein of 217 amino acids. The record is from RefSeq and is a predicted model, not a curated record. Lineage: Eukaryota; Viridiplantae; Streptophyta; Magnoliopsida; Cornales; Cornaceae.